CAACGAAUUACUAACUGUCCAGGUUGCGUAAUCACUAAUGAGGUUAAGUUGCUAAUUUUGACCACGGGCACCUAAUAAAGUCAAAGGAAUCACUACGUUUUAGAAACCAUACUGCAAUCCUUUUUUCUUUUUCUGUCGAUCCGUUCCCAGUUCUGAUCCAUCUUUUACCCAAAUUCAUGUAGAUGUAACCAGGAAUUUUAUUAGAUACUACCAGCCUCUUCAAUCUCCGUUUUGGUUCCAUUGCCGGGUUUUUCAUUCUGGCUGAGAAGGAAACAAGCAUUGAAAAUGAACUGCUUGUUCACUUUAUCUGUAAUUCUCUUCUUUGGAGUAGUUUCUUUGCCCGCCAUUGCAGAGCCAGUUGAAGAUAAACAAGCUUUACUCGAUUUCCUUCAUAAUAUUCAUCAGUCCAAUUCUCUCAAUUGGAAGCAGAGCUCUUCAGUAUGCAGGGAAUGGACAGGCGUUACCUGCAAUGGUGAUCAGUCUAGAGUUAUAGCCCUGAGGUUGCAAGGAGAAGGAAUUCAAGGCCCCAUCCCACCAAACACUCUUAGUCGCCUAUCGGCAGUUCAAAUCUUGAGUCUCAGAUCGAAUGGUAUAUCAGGUUCUUUCCCUUCCGAUUUCUCCAAACUUGGAAACUUGAUCGACCUUCAUCUUCAAUUCAACAACUUCUCAGGCCCAUUGCCUUCAGAUUUCUCAGAAUGGAAGAAUCUUUCAAUUAUUGAUCUCUCCAAUAAUGGGUUUAACGGAAGCAUUCCAAAUUCAUUUUCAAAUUUGACACACCUCACUUCUCUGAACCUCGCUAACAACUUGCUUUCGGGUUUUAUUCCUAAUAUUGAAAUUCCUAGUUUGCAAUCUCUAAAUUUAACCAACAAUAAUCUCACUGGAAGUGUGCCUCGAUCUCUUCUAAGAUUUCCAAGUCGGGUAUUUUCUGGUAACAACCUUUCAUCAGAAACUGCCCUUCCUCCAGCCUUCCCACCUGAGCCACCAAGGAAAAACAAGAAACUAAGUGAACCCGCAAUAUUGGGGAUUGUACUAGGCGGCUGCGUUCUAGGAUUUGCAGUUAUUGCUCUUUUGAUGGUUUGCUGCUACUUGAAGAAAGACAGGAGAGGUGGAUUACCAACGAAGUCACAAAAGAGAGAGGGAUCUUCGAAGAAAAAUACUUUGAAAAGCCAAGAAAAAAGCAACAGGUUUGUGUUCUUUGAAGGUUGUAGUCUUGCAUUCGACUUGGAAGACUUACUGAGAGCAUCUGCUGAAGUGCUUGGAAAGGGAACUUUUGGCACAACUUACAAGGCUGCUUUUGAUGAUGCAACGGCAGUGGUGGUGAAGAGAUUGAAAGAAGUGCCUGUGGUAAAAGAAUUUGAGCAACAUAUGGAAGUGAUUGGAAGCAUUAGGCAUCCAAAUAUAUGUGCGCUUAGGGCAUAUUACUGUUCAAAGGAUGAGAAGCUUACGAUUAUUGAUUACUAUGAGCAAAGGAGUGUUUCUGCAAUGCUACAUGAUACAAUAGGGGAAGGCAGGAUUCCUUUGGACUGGGAAACCAGGCUGAGAAUUGCAAUCGGUGCAGCAAGGGGCAUUGCUCAUAUACACACACAGAAUGGUGGCAAACUAGUCCAUGGAAAUAUUAAAGCCUCAAACAUUUUUCUCAAUUCUGAGGGAUAUGGUUGCAUAUCUGAUAUUGGAUUGGCUGCCCUAAUGAGCCCAGUGCCGCCAUCAGUAAUGAGGGCUGCAGGGUACCGUGCCCCAGAAAUAACAGACUCUAGGAAAGCAACUCAUGCAUCCGAUGUCUAUAGUUAUGGGGUCUUGCUGCUUGAGCUUCUGACUGGAAAAUCCCCUAUACAUUCCACAGGUGGUGAUGAGGUUGUUCACUUGGCGAGGUGGGUGCAUUCUGUGGUAAGGGAGGAAUGGACUGCUGAAGUAUUUGAUGUUGACCUUUUGAGGUAUCCUAAUAUUGAGGAGGAAAUAGUAGAGAUGUUAAAAAUAGGAAUGAGUUGUGUGGUGAGGAUGCCAGAGCAGAGACCAAAAAUGACUGAUGUAGUGAGAAUGGUGGAGGACGUUCGACGAGGGAGUACUGAAAACCCACCAUCCUCUGAAACUAAUUUAGAAAUCUCAGUUUCAAACCCAACACCAUAGGUUGCAGACGUAGCUUCCACUUCUGCUCCGCCUCCAAGGUGAGAUUCGUGUCCUGCUAUUAGUUGUGGUGAUGUAAAUUUUUUGUUUUUGUAGUUUCAAUAGAUAUUCGGUUGUGCUGGUGGUUAUAAUUAAUUAAUUGAGCUGUUUGCAUAUCAUUUUAUUACAGAGACAAAGUAGGUACUGUGAUUAGCUACUUCACUACCUAACCCAACUCUAGUCAAAAGCCAAGGUUUUUUUUCCCCUUUCUUUAACCUUUUUAGGGCAUAGAGUCAAAAGGUCGCCAUUGUAUCAUCUAGUCAGGAAUUGAUCGUUAAGCAUGUAGAGUUUACUUGUUUUGCGCCUUGCUGCACGUGCACGUGAAGAAUGGCGAGGAUUUUAUGAUUACCUGCCAACAUCUACCUAAUCAAUUCGAAACCAUGAAAACUGCCCUUCUCGACCUGAUUUAUAAGGACCUCAGCUAGCAUGUUCCAGACGGGCUAUAUAAUUUGAAUAUCAACUCCACUUACAAUCAACUGUGUAGAAGCUCCUUUCCGAUCUUUUCUUUACGGUUAGAGAUCUAGUUUAGGUUGUACUUUGGGCCAUUGGCCUUUUCCUUUCGAUGAUAACCACUAUAACUUUGAGGGAAAAAAAGAAACUGUUAAAGAGUAAAAGAGUCCCCAGGAAAUUUCUAGGACCAAACUGAAAUUCCAGAGAUCCACAUGCAGACCAACCCUUAUAUUACUUUUGAACAUACAAACAAUCUCAAUUAAUAUAUUUGUAAAGAGUUCGUUUUGUAUUGAAAAAAUAAUCAUUCUUUUACCGUAAGAAUUACACCCCACACCACCCCCCAGCACCCAACUAAAAAAAACAAACACGACAACACCACCACGAAAUUUUCAAUGGAAUGCCUUGAUGCUGAGUAGUACGUCGCAAUGCAACAAAUCUUAAUAAUCCAGUGUCUUUACAAUGAAAGAUGCUGCUCCCCACGUAGUCUACAAACAUAUGAAUGGAUGUACAAGCUGCACCUCACUUCCUUAAAAUUCUAGUUUUAACACCAGCUGAAAUCAGAGAGGGAGAAAAAGAGAGAUGAUAAUAAUGAAAAUAAGGCUUCAGGAGUAGAAAUGACAUAUGCAACCCAUAAAUUAAGACAUGAUAAAUUAAUAACACAAGUUAAAGUUACGUCCUAGUUGAUAGUUGGGGCGGUAAUUCUGUCCAAAAAAGGGAUAAAUUUACAAAGCAUAACUGACCUUCAACUUCCUCAAAUUGAACUUCCUUCACCAAUUCAGCAGCUGCAUGAUACUCGAAACUGUAAAGAUAAGUGACUAUCAAUUAAGUAAGAAUCCACAGGAAAAAUUUAGACAGUAACUCUCCUAAAAAAGUAACAACGAUGUAAGUAAUAAUAUUGAAAGAUAAUCAUAAUUCUACUUGUGGUUUGAGGCUAAAGAAUUAUUGAUCCUGAAGCCAACAAUUUUCACUUCCUUUUAUCUUAGAAAACCUUUCUAUCCCUUUCUGACCAUAACUAAUUCUCUGUUCUGCACAGGCUCAUCACAUAUACAUGUAACAAACUGGCUACAAAGUCAGUGACAGAGGCCUCCUAUAAAACCUUACACCAAAUAUUCCUAUACUCUUAAGGCAACUACAUCAUGCACUAACAAAUAAUUUAUGAAUGUAAUGUUCUCAUAAGGAUCAUAAUUAUUAAACCUAGCCUUACCCUUGCAAAAAGCAGCUACUGAGUAGCCCCUUCUGAAAACCCUAAGAAGUAACACCUCUAAUAAUAACAUAAGAAUGGCAACUGACAUCAACAGAUUUCUUUUACCUAUUGGAGAAAACCACCGCAAGUUCAUAGUUAGAUGCACUCUUUGUAGCUUCAGCUAACACUGUGACAAUUUCCGUCUUUCGUGUACUAGCCAUAAGCAUAUCAUACUCCGUUGGAAUGACAACUGCAAAGAAAUUAUCACUUAAUUCACUCAAAAAUAUGUUCUCUACAGCUGCCAAUCCUAUACGCCGUUUAAGUGCAUCAGUCUCUGGGUCAACAAUAUAAACGGCAAAGUCUGUUAUUAAUAAUAUACGCCGUUUCAUCUUCCCUGAUGCAGUGAAUUUCAAUACUUUAUCAGCAAAGAGAAUUUGGUUGUCACCUGCAAAAUUCAAAUGGAGAACAUUAGAAAAAUAUUCAGAUUGUCCACGAAAUCUACUUCCUCACUAAGGAUGGAAUUGGAAUCUUCUACUAAGUACCGCCACAGAUGCAUUAGAUUGUCACAGAGGAAAAAUCCAAAUAUUUUUUAUGUUUAUUUUCCUUUCAAUCUGGCAUGACUUUUGUUUCAAUUUGCGUUGUGAAAGAAAGGUAGGAUAAGCACAGUGAUCCCACAAGACCCACUCAACCACUAUUUCCUCUCCAUCAUCCUCUCUCACACAAAUAGAAUAAUUAGGAUCAAAAUUAAAUUUCUCCAGAGACCUCAUCUAAACCAAAGGGGAACUCUCAUCAUGUUUAAUGUAAUAGAAAAUUGUUCCUUCUCAACUGAGACAUUAGAACGAUUAUAUAUAUAUAGAAUGUAACAAUAUUUAACACUUUUAGGAUUCAUAAUCCAUUAUUCUAGCAAUGAAUUCAUCUUAUAAUAAUGACCGAUUAACUAGAAAGACACAACCCUAGGACAACUAAAUGAGAAGGACCAAAGCUUAUGCACCAGAUACUUCACGUUAAAGUGUAGCACGAGAAAUACAAUAAGCAUUAGACCCAUAAUUUCAUAGUUCAUUCACACAACAGUCCUAAAUGUUUCAACUUUGAGUUGGUCAUUCUAAAAUAAAAGCAAUGAAAUUAUCCGAUUCCUGUGACCCCAAUUUCCUAAAUCGUUUCAAUUCAUAUGUACUUUGAUGGCAAGGAUAAUUUCGAUGAUCUCAUCAAGUGCCAUCAUUUUUAGCCUAAUCUUG
Molecule: messenger RNA, 5028 nt
Organism: Manihot esculenta (cassava)
Lineage: Eukaryota; Viridiplantae; Streptophyta; Magnoliopsida; Malpighiales; Euphorbiaceae
Product: probable inactive receptor kinase At4g23740
Exons: 2
Coding region: 286-2124 (612 amino acids)
Biological process (GO): protein phosphorylation
Molecular function (GO): protein binding; ATP binding; protein kinase activity
Source: RefSeq, a predicted model, not a curated record